GCUGUGCCAGAGAUCAUGAUGCCAAUAUGGUUCACCUUCAACCUGGAUAUAGUUACGACAUACAUACAGGAUCAACACGAGGAUUGUCUUUAUCUAAACAUCUACGUUCCAACUGAGGAUGUCAAAAGAAUAUCCAAGGAAUGUGCCAGGAAACCCAACAAGAAAAUGUGUAGAAAAGGAGGGGCCCAUGCAAAAAAACAGGGCGAGGAUUUAUCGGAUAACGACGGUGAUGAAGAUGAAGACAUACGAGAUACUGGGGCCAAGCCUGUGAUGGUCUACAUCCACGGAGGAUCCUACAUGGAGGGGACGGGCAACAUGAUCGAUGGGAGCGUCCUGGCCAGCUACGGAAAUGUCAUCGUUAUCACUCUCAACUACCGCGUCGGAGUCCUCGGCUUCCUCAGUACGGGCGACCAGGCUGCUAAAGGGAACUACGGGCUCCUGGACCAGAUCCAGGCUUUGAGGUGGAUCAGCGAGAACAUCGGCUUCUUCGGAGGAGACUCCAACCGCAUCACUGUGUUCGGUUCUGGGAUUGGAGCUUCCUGCGUCAGCCUGCUCACCCUCUCCCACCACUCUGAAGGUCUUUUCCACAGAGCCAUCAUCCAGAGCGGGUCAGCCCUCUCCAGCUGGGCGGUGAACUACCAGCCGGUCAAGUAUACACGUCUCCUGGCCGAGAAGGUGGGCUGCAAUGUCCUGGACACCUUAGACAUGGUGGACUGUCUGAGGAAGAAGAGCUCCAGGGAGCUGGUGGAGCAGGACAUACAACCAGCAAGGUACCACGUGGCCUUUGGACCCGUAAUUGAUGGCGAUGUCAUUCCCGACGACCCGGAAAUCCUGAUGGAGCAGGGCGAGUUCCUCAACUACGAUAUCAUGCUGGGGGUCAACCAGGGGGAGGGGCUGCGGUUCGUGGAGAACGUGGUGGAUUCAGAGGAUGGCGUGUCUGGAAAUGACUUUGACUUCUCUGUGUCAGACUUUGUGGACAGUCUGUACGGCUACCCGGAGGGCAAAGACACACUGAGGGAGACCAUUAAGUUCAUGUACACAGACUGGGCAGACAGAGACAAUCCAGAGACCAGGCGCAAGACGCUGGUGGCUCUGUUCACGGACCACCAGUGGGUGGAGCCGUCGGUGGUGACGGCCGACCUCCACGCUCGCUACGGCUCGCCGACCUACUUCUACGCCUUCUACCACCACUGCCAGAGCCUGAUGAAGCCAGCCUGGUCGGACGCCGCCCACGGGGACGAGGUGCCCUAUGUUUUUGGAAUCCCUAUGAUUGGUCCCACUGACCUUUUCCCCUGCAACUUCUCCAAGAACGACGUCAUGCUCAGUGCUGUGGUCAUGACCUACUGGACCAACUUUGCCAAGACUGGCGAUCCCAACAAACCAGUUCCCCAGGACACCAAGUUCAUCCACACCAAGGCCAACCGCUUCGAAGAGGUAGCCUGGUCCAAGUACAACCCCCAGGACCAGCUGUACCUGCACAUCGGCCUGAAGCCACGUGUGCGCGACCACUACCGCGCCACCAAAGUGGCCUUCUGGAAACACCUAGUGCCCCACCUGUACAACCUCCACGACAUGUUCCACUACACCUCCACCACCACCAAAGUGCCCCCGCCAGAGACCACCCAGAACACCUUGUCCACCAAGAGGCCCAACGGGAAAACCUCCUGGCCAUUCAAUACCAAGCGGCCUCCCAUGUCCCCGGCCUACAACAGCGAGGACAAAGACUCAUGGAGCGACGACGAGGAGACGGGGCCGCUGGUGGUGGAGAACCCGCGGGAUUACUCCACAGAGCUCAGCGUCACUAUCGCCGUGGGAGCCUCGCUGCUGUUCCUCAAUGUGCUGGCUUUCGCAGCCCUCUACUACCGCAAGGACAAGCGGCGGCAGGACUCCGGCCACGGGCAGCCCAGCCCGCAGCGGCAGACCACCUCCAACGACAUUGGCCACCACGCGCCCGAGGAGGAGAUCAUGUCGCUGCAGAUGAACCAGACGCACCAUGAGUGCGAGGCGGGGAACAGCAACGAGGGGGCCCUGCGCUUGGCCUCUCUGCCCGACUACACGCUCACUCUGCGGCGCUCUCCGGACGACAUUCCCCUCAUGACCCCCAACACCAUCACCAUGAUCCCCAAUUCCCUGGUGGGCAUGCCCAACCUGCACCCCUACAACACUUUCACAACCGGCUUCAACUCCACCGGCCUGCCGCACUCCCACUCAACCACCCGCGUAUAG
Chelmon rostratus (copperband butterflyfish) is the source of this 2226-nucleotide messenger RNA. RefSeq names its product neuroligin 3a (gene nlgn3a). Gene Ontology annotation, cellular component: cell surface; postsynaptic specialization membrane; synapse. The coding region runs from base 16 to 2226 and encodes 736 amino acids. The record is from RefSeq and is a predicted model, not a curated record. NCBI's taxonomy places the organism in Eukaryota, Metazoa, Chordata, Actinopteri, Chaetodontiformes, Chaetodontidae. Gene Ontology annotation, biological process: chemical synaptic transmission; modulation of chemical synaptic transmission; synaptic vesicle endocytosis. Gene Ontology annotation, molecular function: signaling receptor activity; neurexin family protein binding. The transcript has 7 exons.